AUGGAAGUUGGAUAUUAUUUCGAUUCCGAAGUUCUUCAAGAUUUUGAAAAAGCUCUUGAGGAUAGUGACGACUACAAUGUAAUCAUCAAGGCUGGAGAAUACCCUGAUGUCAAGGAACUUCGAGCGCAUUCAUUUGUUCUUCGGGCUAGGUAUUUAUACACGGGAACUGUAGAUUAUGAUCAACUCCAUGAGGAUGUAAUUUUGCAAUUAUCAGUUGCGGCAGAUGAAUUAGGAUUAAUUAAGUUGAUUGAUAACAUUCAGGAAUAUUUGAUUGAAAAUCAAGAAUUCUUACGUAAGGAUCCUGUUGGCACACUCGAAUUCGUUUAUCAACAUGAAACAUUAAAAACCCAAAAAGAUUGUUGCCUUAAAAUCAUUAGUUCAGAUCCUAAAAUUCUCUUUGCAUCUCAAAAAUUUUCGUCUUUGGAAAAACCAAUUAUUACCAUGGUACUUCAAAGAGAUGACCUUAAAAUGGAAGAAAUUGAAAUAUGGGAAGCGGUCCUUAGGUGGCUUUUUGUUCAUUACUUAAAAAUCGGUAAAGACGAAUCAUCGUGGUCAUCGGAUGAUUUAACGAACGUUAAACAGACUAUACAAGAAUACAUUCCGUUCAUCAGGUUCCAUGAUAUUUCCAAGGAAGACUUUUACUUAAAAGUGUAUCCGUACAAAGAUCUUUUACCUCAAGAUUUGCUCAGCGACAUCCUUCGUUAUCAUUUGGCCCCAAAUUCUACUCCUGCGUUUAGUUUCAAGGCUUCUAGGAAUCCCAGGAAAUGGAAUGCUAAUCGUAUCGAACUUCAAAGAAGAGACUCCUUGGAAGAUACUAUUAGUGAGACGGAAGAGCUAUAUUUUCUUCAAUUGUUGCUUCCCCGAUGGUAUUUUAAUGAAGAAUUGUAA
This is a messenger RNA of Funneliformis geosporum, 888 nucleotides long. Lineage: Eukaryota; Fungi; Glomeromycota; Glomeromycetes; Glomerales; Glomeraceae. The record is from the annotation of a GenBank genome assembly.